This is a messenger RNA of Phlebotomus argentipes, 1599 nucleotides long. RefSeq names its product chitinase-like protein Idgf4 (gene Idgf4). Lineage: Eukaryota; Metazoa; Arthropoda; Insecta; Diptera; Psychodidae. Gene Ontology annotation, cellular component: extracellular region. Bases 49 to 1365 code for a protein of 438 amino acids. Gene Ontology annotation, molecular function: chitin binding. Gene Ontology annotation, biological process: carbohydrate metabolic process; chitin catabolic process. The record is from RefSeq and is a predicted model, not a curated record. The transcript is spliced from 2 exons.
GAGAUUCAGUCUUCUCGUCAGUAUCUUGUGAAGCCUCGUGGAGUGAGGAUGUCCCGUGUGAUCUACCUUGUGGCUCUGGCCUCUCUGGCCGCUCUCUCAGCCGCCCAGAGCACGGCUAAGGUCUUCUGCUACUACGACAGCCGCGGCUUUGUGCGUGAAGGACUGGGCAAAACCAACCUGAAUGACAUCGAACCAGCUCUUCCCUUCUGCACGCAUCUGGUUUAUGGCUAUGCCGGACUCAAUGGCGCCACAAACAAGGCAGUUUCCCUAAAUGAGAAUCUGGAUUUGGAUCAGGGCAAGGGUCAUUAUCGUGCUGUCACGGCACUCAAGCGAAAGUAUCCGGGAUUGAAGAUUCUCCUGGGCCUUGGCGGCGGAGCCGACGGUGACAGUGGACAAUAUCUCACUGCCCUGGAGUCGAGUGGAGCUCGGAUUUCCUUCAUCAACUCCGCCUACACACUGGUGAAGACGUAUGACUUCGACGGUCUCGAUCUCUCCUGGCAAUUUCCCGUGUUGAAGCCCAAGAAGAUUCGCGGCACCUUCUCAUCAUUCCUGCACAAAAUCAAGAAGCCCUUCACAUCUGACGGACCCGUGGACGAGAAGUGGGAGGAACACCGUGAAGAAUUCACAGCUCUCGUGCGUGAGCUGAAGAACUCCUUCCGUCACGACAACUACCAACUCACACUCACCGUUCUGCCCAAUGUCAACUCAUCGCUGUACUUCGAUGUGCCGGCGAUCAUCAACAAUCUGGACUACGUCGUUCUCGCCGCUUAUGACUUCCAAACGCCCGAACGCAAUCCCAAAGAGGCCGACUACGCAGCGCCACUCUAUGAGCUGCCCGAGCGCAAUCCCGAGAGCAAUGUCAACUACCAAGUGCAACUGUGGCUGGGCCAGAGAGCGCCAGCCACGAAGGUGGUCGUUGGGAUUCCCACAUUUGGUCAUUGCUGGAAGACAGACGAGGAUUCCGGCAUCACGGGCGUUCCACCCUUGCGCACUCCCAAAGAGGGCCACCCCGAGGGACCCCAAGUCAAAAUUCCCGGCCUCGUGACCUACCCCGAAGCGUGCGCCAAGCUGCCCAAUCCCUCAAAUGCCCACCUCAAGGGUGAAGAUGCGCCGCUGAGGAAAGUCGGCGAUCCCACAAAACGCUUCGGCACGUACGCUUUCCGCGUCGGUGAUCCCGAUCGUGAUUACGAGCACGGCAUGUGGUGCACCUUCGAGGAUCCCGACACGGCUGGCAACAAGGCUGGCUACGUGAGAGCCAAAGGCUUGGGCGGAAUUGGUGUAUUUGACCUCACCUUCGAUGACUUCCGCGGCUCGUGCUCAGGUGACAAAUUUCCCAUUCUCAGGGCCGCCAAAUAUCGCUUGUAAAAGCAACAAAAGAGCAUUUUCCAAGGCUACACCAAUUCCCCAGACGCAGCUUUUGUAUUUCUAUUCCCUAUAAUAAAAGUUCCCCAGACUAGAUUUUUUAAUUGUGAAGAAGUUGAGUUUCCUUGACUUGAGAAAGCCAAUCAGCAAAUGUGAUAAGCUUUGAACUUGAACUUGAUAUGCGGGGAAAAACUGUCAGUGUUUUUGUGAUUAAAGAAAAAGAAGAGAAAAAUUCAA